AUGUCUUCCGGCAAGACCACCGUCUUCUUCACCGGCGCGACAGGCUACGUUGGCGGUGCGAUCCUCACGCGCCUCCUCGAGGAGAAUGCAUACGAGAUAACCGCCCUUGUACGUGAUUCUGGGAAGGCAAAGAAGCUGAACGCGCUCGGCGUGUCUACUAUUGUCGCCUCGCUCGACGACUCGGUUCCACUCGUCGCUGCUGCCGCCGCCGCAGAUGUUGUUAUCCAGACUGCUCACGCGGACCAUCUACCUGCGAUCAAGGACAUUCUGAAGGGCAUACGACAGCGCUUCGAGAAAACAGGAAAGCAGGGCAUUCUUAUCCAUACGUCUGGUACUGGCGUUCUCAUAGACGAUGCCAAGGGCAUGCAUGACAACCAUAUCACAUACGAUGAUAGCAGCGUUGAGAGCAUCGAGUCUCUUCCCCCUGAUGCCUUUCACCGGCAAGUCGAUCUCGAGAUCGUCAAAGCUGAUCAAGAAGGUUACGUCCGGACUCACAUCAUCAUCCCGUCCACGAUCUGGGGUAUCCUGGAUGGGCGUCUCGCGGAAGAAGGGAUCUCACAUCUCUACUCGCACCAGAUCCCUUGGGCUAUCGUUACCGGUAUCAAGCGCGGACAAGGUGGGAUGAUAGGAAAGGGUUUGAAUGUAUGGCCGCAUGUCGAGCUACACGAACUGGCUGAGUUGUACUUGAUCGUGCUGCGGGCAGCGCUCGCAGACACGGCGCCACACGGGCGCGAAGGUGUAUACUUUGGUGCCAGCGGGGAGUACCGCCUGUAUGAUGCCGCCAAAGCGUACACUGCUGCAUUAUACAAGCUCGGAAAGAGCAAGUCGCCCGAGCCGACCACAUAUACCAAAGAGGAGAUUGACAGGUAUCUCGGCGGGAGUGAAUACCUUGGCUCAAACUCGAAGUGCAAAGUCGUGCGCGCAAAGGAGCUCGGCUGGAAUCCCACCAAAACGACCGACGACUUCUACGCGUACAUACCGACGGAGGUCGAGGCGAUCGUCAAGGAUCCAUCCCAGCCACACAACAGCUAA
This is a messenger RNA of Peniophora sp. CBMAI 1063, 1032 nucleotides long. The record is from the annotation of a GenBank genome assembly. NCBI's taxonomy places the organism in Eukaryota, Fungi, Basidiomycota, Agaricomycetes, Russulales, Peniophoraceae.